ACAGCCACCUUGAACACAACUUUCUCUAGCACAGCUCCUGCUCUACCGUCCAAUGGGUGUGAAUAAGCAGUCCAUCGGCAUCACCGCGACGGUCUCGACAUAGCUCGUAGACCUUUGUGCAACCGUUAGUGAACCCUCAGCAGCAGUUGGGCUAUCGCGUGCCUGACACCAUGAAGUCUAUUUCAGCAACAGCCCCUGGUCAAUCCAGGUGGCUGCACCUGGCCACUACUGGCUGUGUGGUGUUCCUCUUCCUCCUAGCCACAAUACGAACUUCCAUGGCCGUUCCUGCCACCCGCAUUGAAAGAGACAGGAUGAGUAAGGAGUUAAAGAUGAGGCUGAACAAGGCGACUAGGGUGGACCUCGAAGACAAGCACGAGGACAAGAAAGAAGACAAGAAGAAAGGAAAGUGCGAAGGCAAGGAGGAGGAUGAGAAAGAAGACAAAAAGGGAAAGUACAAAAUGAUGGAAUAUGACGAGAAAGAUAACAGGAAGCUAUACGAGAAGAAGGAGGACAGGAAGGAGGAAGACGAGAAGAGAGACGAGAAGAGAUACAAGAAGGGAGACGAGGACGGAGACGAGGAGGAAGAUGAGGAGGAAGAUGAGAAGGGAGACAAGAAGGGAUACAAGAAGGGAGACAAGAUGGGAGAUGAGGUGGGAGACGGGGAGGGCGACAAGAAGGGAGACAAGAAGGGAGGCAAGAAGGGAGGCAAGAAGGGAGACGAGAAGGAUGACAAGGGCGAAGACAACGAUAGAGACGAGAAGGGAGACAAGAAGGCAGACAAGAAGGGAGACAAGAAGGGAGACAAGAAGGGAGACAAGAAGGGAGACAAGAAGGGAGAUGUGGACAAAGACAAGAACUUGAAGGGAAACGAGAAGGGAGACAAGAAGGGAAACGUGGACAAAGACAAGACGGUAGACGAGAACAUCGAGAAGGAUGACAAGGGCGAAGACAACGACAGAGACGAGAACGGAGGCAAGAAGGGAGACUAGGGUAAAACUCAGAAUAGCUGAGGGCAUACUCACGCGAGGACCCUUUUUUUUUUUUUUAACCCGUGGUAUCCGAUAGGAGUGAUGAUAGGAGCAUACACGCGAG
Messenger RNA from Chara braunii, 1092 nucleotides. The record is from the annotation of a GenBank genome assembly. Lineage: Eukaryota; Viridiplantae; Streptophyta; Charophyceae; Charales; Characeae.